AUGCUGUCCACUCUCCGCGUCGCCGCCGCCGCGAGGCAGCCCCUCCUGCGCCGCGCUGCCGGCGCCAACGCCGUCGCCGUUCGCUCCGCCUCGACCUGGGCCAAUGUGCCCCAGGGCCCUCCUGCCAUUCUCGGCAUCACCGAAGCCUUCAAGGCCGAUUCUUUCGACAAGAAGAUCAACCUCGGUGUCGGCGCAUACCGUGAUGACAAGGGCAAGCCCUACGUGCUCCCCUCGGUGCGCGAGGCCGAGCGCAAGGUGGUCGACGAGAAGCUCAACAAGGAGUACGCCGGCAUCACUGGUGUCGCAGAGUUCCCGGCCCUCGCCGCCAAGCUGGCCUACGGCGCCAACUCGCCUGCCCUCGACCGCGUCGCCGUCACGCAGUCCAUCUCGGGCACGGGCGCCCUACGCCUCGGAGCCGCCUUCCUCGAGCGCUUCCACCCAGGCGACAAGAAGAUCUACAUCCCUACGCCCUCGUGGGCCAACCACAAGGCCGUCUUCACCGACGCGGGCCUCAACGUCCAGCAGUACCGGUACUACAACAAGGACACCAUCGGCCUCGACUUUGAGGGCAUGAUUGCCGACAUCGAGGCUGCGCCCAAGGGCAGCAUCUUCCUCCUGCACGCCUGCGCCCACAACCCCACCGGCGUUGACCCAACCCCCGAGCAGUGGAGGGAGGUUUCCAAGGUUGUCAAGAAGCAAGGCCACUUUGCCUUCUUCGACAUGGCCUACCAGGGCUUUGCCAGCGGCGACUGCGACAAGGAUGCCUUUGCCGUCCGCCACUUUGUCGAGCAGGGCCACCAGAUUGCUCUGUGCCAGUCCUUCGCCAAGAACAUGGGUCUCUACGGUGAACGUGUUGGUGCCUUCUCUCUGGUCUGCGCCGAUGCCGCCGAGAAGAAGCGUGUCGACUCCCAGCUCAAGAUCCUCAUCCGCCCCCUGUACUCGAACCCCCCCAUCCACGGCGCCCGCAUCGCCUCGGAGAUCCUCAGCAGCCCCAAGCUCUACCAGCAGUGGCUCGGCGAGGUCAAGGCCAUGGCCGACCGCAUCAUCACCAUGCGUGCCCUCCUCAAGGAGAACCUCGAGAAGCUCGGCUCCAAGCACGACUGGUCCCACAUCACCAGCCAGAUUGGCAUGUUCGCUUACACCGGCAUGACUGCCGCGGAGAUGGACAGACUGGCCAAGGAGUUCUCCGUCUACGCCACCAAGGACGGCCGUAUCUCCGUCGCCGGCAUCACAUCUGACAACGUCGGCCGCCUAGCCGAGGCCAUUUACAAGGUCAAGGGCUAA
This is a messenger RNA of Purpureocillium takamizusanense, 1284 nucleotides long. It is a transcript of the gene AAT1, whose product is annotated as Aspartate transaminase. Gene Ontology annotation, biological process: L-aspartate catabolic process; biosynthetic process. Bases 1 to 1284 code for a protein of 427 amino acids. Gene Ontology annotation, molecular function: pyridoxal phosphate binding; L-aspartate:2-oxoglutarate transaminase activity. Gene Ontology annotation, cellular component: mitochondrion. NCBI's taxonomy places the organism in Eukaryota, Fungi, Ascomycota, Sordariomycetes, Hypocreales, Ophiocordycipitaceae. The transcript has 5 exons. The record is from RefSeq and is a predicted model, not a curated record.